UAAGCUCGAACCGUGUGCCGCAUAAUUGUUAUUUAUGUAUUUAAGUUGAAUUUUUGUAUUAAAAAAUUAUAUAAUUAACAUGCUGCGCACUGUUCUAAGCGAUUUGGCUCGCCUACGGCUGAACGGAUCUGUCUGCUCUGUUACACAAGUCCGCGAGAAGGGACACCUGAAUCGGCCGCGUUUAAGGAAUCCCUAUUGGUUCAUACGACAACAGCGCUCACAAACGGAUGAUCAAGUGACUGGCGAAAAUCGCAGUUUCAUCAAAGAAGUGAUCCAUGAUACCUACGGCACUCCGGCUUUAAUUAAAGGCGUACAAACCUACGAACAGAAGCAGUUGAUCAAAACGAAUGAAUUGCCUGUACCUACCGAGCCUUGGACACCGGCCGUUCGUCGUUGCGGGGUGAUUGCUCGUAAGAUUGGCCAAUAUCCGCUUUGGCUGAAGAAUGGAGAACGCAUUCGUACUACGCUCCUGCAGGUGGUGGACAACCAUGUGAUUAAAUAUAUACCCCCAGAGGAAUAUAAGCCCACACAGAGGCCCAAUGUACAUAACUUGAAUCGCUAUGGCUGCGCCUUGGUUGGAGCGGAGAGCACAAAUCCUGCCCAGCUGACCAAAGAGUAUUGUGGAAUCUUUCGCGAUUCAGGCGUGAUGCCCACCAAGAAUCUAGCUCGUUUCAUAGUUUCGCCCCAGGCGGCUCUAGCGCCUGGUACACCACUGAACGUGGGACACUUCCGCGUGGGCGAGUUUGUCGAUGUUCGCGGCAAGACUGUAUAUCAUGGAUUCCAGGGCGUGGUCAAGCGACAUGGAUUCAAGGGCAUGCCCGCCUCGCAUGGUGUGACAAAGACGCAUCGCCGUCCCGGCAACAUUGGCGGCGGUGGCGAAAAGGGACGCGUCUGGCCGGGCACCAAGCUGCCCGGUCACAUGGGCAACCGUUGGCGCAUCAGCAAAGGUCUGCGCAUCUGGCGCAUCAAUACCAAAUACAAUGUGAUGUGGGUGCAGGGCAGCGCAGUGCCUGGCUCCACAAACGGCCUGGUCUACAUCUACGAUACGAUCCUGCCAUUGCGCAAGCCCCAAGCUGCGCCGCCUAUGCCCACGCUCUAUGAGCAGCCAGAGGAUGAGGCGCCCGACGACAUUUGGUAUGAGCAAGUGCACAAUUUCAAGGACGAGUCCAUCACCUAUAAGCCGGAGUAAAUCGCAAUUAGCUUUUAUAUUCAGUUCCCAUCUUUCUUUCUGUUAUGCCGUACAUUGUAUAGAGCUCUGUGCAAAGUAUCCUAGAUAAAGUUAUGUAAA
Drosophila arizonae is the source of this 1288-nucleotide messenger RNA. RefSeq names its product mitochondrial ribosomal protein L3 (gene mRpL3). The record is from RefSeq and is a predicted model, not a curated record. Gene Ontology annotation, molecular function: structural constituent of ribosome. Gene Ontology annotation, biological process: translation. NCBI's taxonomy places the organism in Eukaryota, Metazoa, Arthropoda, Insecta, Diptera, Drosophilidae. Gene Ontology annotation, cellular component: mitochondrial large ribosomal subunit; ribosome.